Messenger RNA from Cajanus cajan (pigeon pea), 3875 nucleotides. RefSeq names its product Leucine-rich repeat protein kinase family protein. The record is from RefSeq and is a predicted model, not a curated record. Gene Ontology annotation, molecular function: protein binding; ATP binding; protein kinase activity. Gene Ontology annotation, biological process: protein phosphorylation. Lineage: Eukaryota; Viridiplantae; Streptophyta; Magnoliopsida; Fabales; Fabaceae.
UCCUGAAGCAGAGGGUACAAAACAUAAACAUAAUAACAGUGAGAAAGGUGCAAAGCAAAGAGAAGAAGGGAUGAGAAGAGAGAAGCUUGCAUGUUAAGGGAGAUGGAUAUCAAUCAAUAAUAUUUACUGCCCUUUGCCGGGAUUGCCGCUGCCGGAUUCAGUGUCGGCUCCCAUUUCUCACUCACUCACUCACUGCUCACUGUUUACUGCAACUCUCUCUCUCUCUCUCGCUCUCUCUAGAAACCUUACCUUUGUUUGUUAUUCACAAAGAAAGAAGAAGCCAACAACACCCAGAGCUACCUACUACUACUCCUCUUGUGUCUGUGUUGUCAUGCUCUUCCUCACUCCACAUAAUACCUUUGUUUAACCAUUCUCUCUCCAAUUUUUAUUUUUUUUAUUUUUUUAUUUUUAAUUUUUUAUUUCAGCCCCCAUCGUCAUAUCAUAUUAAUACUAUCUUUCUCUUUUUCUAUUUGUUUUUCCAAAUUUAAAAAUUUCCCCUUUCCCUCUGUUGAACAAGCCGAGAGAGAGAGAGAGAGAGAGAGAGAGGGAGAGAGAGUAGGUAGAGCCUCGGAUACAGAAGAAAGGAAAGCGAUACAGAUUUGCCAUCGAAGAAAGGAAACAGCACACACCACCCUUGCGGAUUCUGACAUUUGAUGCUAAUGGAUGGAUCUUUGGGUCAGCGGUGGUAAGAGAUGGGCAUAGUGUGGUUUGGGUUCUUGUUGCUGUUGCUGAGUCAGGUGACAUUGGAGCAGAUUGAGCCACUGAGUUCCCCUAAGGAGCGAGAAUCGUUGCUCCAACUAAGGGCUUCUCUGGGGUUGAGGAGCAAGGAGUGGCCAAGAAAGCCAGACCCUUGUUUAAUCUGGCUUGGAAUCACAUGCCAGAAUGGUAGAGUCGUUGGGAUCAAUAUCUCUGGGUUUAGAAGAACACGAAUUGGGAGGAGAAAGCCGGAGUUUGCAGUGGAUGCCUUGGCCAAUUUCACUCUUUUGGAGUCCUUCAAUGCCUCCAAUUUCCUCCUUCCAGGGCCUAUUCCUGAUUGGUUUGGUAUCUCCCUUGUUUCCCUCAGAGUGCUUGAUCUUCGUUCUUGCUCCAUUGUUAGUUCUAUUCCUUCCUCUCUUGGCAAUUUAACCAACCUCACUGCUCUCUAUCUUUCCAACAACAACCUCACUGGGAACGUUCCUGAGAGUUUUGGUCAACUCUCGGCCCUUUUGGUUCUUGAUCUUUCCAGGAAUUCUCUUUCUGGCUUCAUACCAAUGGCUUUUGCCUCUCUUGGGAAUCUUUCUUCCCUUGACAUGUCUGCCAAUUCUUUGUCGGGGCCGAUUCCCACCGGUGUAGGGACUCUUUCCAGGUUGCGCUACUUGAAUCUUUCCAACAAUGGUCUUGCUUCUUUGCCUGCCAGAUUGGGGGGUCUCACUAGCUUGGUUGACCUUGAUCUUAGUGAGAAUUCUUUCUCUGGCAGCAGACUGCCUCAGGGUUUGACCGGUUUGAGGAACUUGCGCCAGCUGAUUCUUGCAAACAGCAUGCUCGCCGGAGUUCUGCCGGCAAGAUUGUUUAAUGAUUCAUUGCAGUUGCAGUUUGUGAUGCUGAGGCAAAACAACUUUAGUGGUUCUUUGCCUGCUGAGUUGUUGUCUCUGCCAAGAUUGACCUUCCUUGAUGUGUCUGCAAAUAACUUCACUGGUAUGCUUCCUAAUUUGAGUUCCUCUGCUAAUGCUACCGUGGCAGAGCUCAAUGUUUCUCAUAAUAAGUUCUAUGGAGGCCUUACUCCUGCGCUCAGAAGGUUUGGUUUUGUUGAUCUUUCAAACAAUUAUUUUGAGGGCAAGGUUCUGGAUUUUAUGGGCAACGUAUCUGUAAGUAGCAACUGCCUCCAGAACGCGACAAAUCAGCGGUCAACUGAGGAAUGUGCAUCAUUUUAUGCGGAGAGGGGGCUCAGUUUUGACAAUUUUGGACGCCCAAAUACAACAAAACCGUCUGCGUCGUCAAAAGAUUCUGGGAUGAGCAAUAAAACUAAGAUUAUAUUGGCUGCAGUCUUGGGUGGAGUGGGUUUAAUUGCUAUUUUGGUGUUGCUACUGGUACUGUUGCUUCUGUGUGCUCGGAGGAGGGGUACUUCAAAUCAAAGAGGAAAUGGUGUGGGUCCUGCUCCUGUUGGCAGCAGUCCUCCAAAUCCUGGCGUAUCAAUUGACUUUCCAAGUGUAGGAGACUCGUUUACAUAUCAUCAGUUGCUCCAGGCAACAGAAGAUUUCAAUGAGGCAAAUCUUAUCAAACAUGGCCACACCGGGGAUUUCUUUAAUGGUGUUUUGGAAGGUGGGGUUUCUGUCGUCAUCAAAAGGAUUGACAUGCGAGCAGCUAAAAAGGAGGCUUACCUGUCGGAAUUGGACUUUUUCAAUAAGGUUUCUCAUCAAAGAUUUGUUCCCUUGUUAGGUCACUGCUUAGAAAAUGAGAAUGAGAAGUUCCUGGUUUAUAAACGCAUGCCAAAUGGGGACUUGUCUAAUAGCUUGUACUACAAAAACACUACAUCUGAAGAUGGUACUUUGCAAUCACUGGAUUGGAUAACUAGGUUAAAAAUUGCUACCGGAGCAGCCGAGGCCCUAACAUAUCUGCAUCAUGAAUGUAUUCCGCCCAUUGUUCACAGAGAUGUUCAAGCAAGCAGUAUACUACUAGACGACAAAUAUGAAGUUCGGUUAGGGAGUCUAAGUGAAGCUUGUGCUCAAGAAGGCGAUAUUCAUCAAAGUAAAAUCACCCGGUUUUUGCGAUUGCCUCAGUCCUCUGAACAAGGCACAUCUGGUGCAUUGACAUCAAAUUGUGCCUAUGACGUUUAUUGCUUUGGGAAAGUUUUGCUUGAGCUGGUGACUGGUAAGCUGGGAAUGAGUGCAACCAGCGAUGCCGAAGCAAAGGAAUGGUUCGAACAGGUUCUACCUUGCAUUAGCAUGUAUGACAAGGAGCCUGUGACAAAGAUUGUUGAUCCAUCGAUGGUUGUUGAUGAGGAUUUCUUAGAGGAAGUAUGGGCUAUAGCCAUUGUUGCCAGGUCUUGCCUAAAUCCCAAACCUUCAAGAAGACCCCCAAUGAGAUAUAUUCUCAAGGCUUUAGAAAACCCUUUAAAAGUUGUGAGGGAAGAAAGUUCCAGCUCUGCGCGGCUUAGAGCAACCUCUUCCAGAGGCUCUUGGAAUGCUACUUUGUUUGGUAGUUGGCGUCAGAGCUCGUCGGAUGUAACAGCAGUGCCAGCAGCCUCUGGUACAAAACUAGAAAGAGCUAGUAGUUUGAAGCUGUCGGGAACUACCGGCUCGCAGUCACAGGGUAGCCUACACAAUGGUGGUGAUGUUUCGUCAUCGCGGAGACGGCAUUCAAAGGAGAUAUUCCCAGAACCAUCUGGCGUACAUGAUGUAGAGAAGUUGGAGCUGGAAUAGAGUUAGUCAUAAAUUUAAUUCAUUUGGUAAUGAGACUGCCCCUUUCUUAUUCUUCUUCACCUCUUGUUUGAUUGGUUGGACAUUUGGAACUGGAAAGUGUUCAAAGUACAUGUGAGUAGUAGACACAAGUGGCUCUCAAUUCCUAUGAUGAAACCUUUCAAAGGGGGGGUGAUUGUAUUUCUUCUUUUCAGUGAUUUUGGACACAAACCGAUGAUGGAGUGGAGAGAUAGAUAUAGAGAGCAACAAGGCCAAGUGCUAUGGUAGAUAUGGAGAUACUUUGACUGCUUGUUUUGGACAGAAACAAGCCCCAUUUUUUUCACCUGUAAUUGAUUUUUUUACCCUUUGUCUCGAUUCCUCUAAUGGAAUGUAAAGUUUAAUGUGUAAGAUUUCUUCAUUCAGAUCACAUUUGUUUUUAUUCUAGAAAAAUGGGGACAGCGUCAAAAUUUGAAAGAAUGAAAAGAAAACAGGUUAUACUGA